AUGCGGAGUGGAAGAGGUUUUCUGUUAGUCUACUCUGUUACGGAUGAGCAAAGCUUUCACGAAGCUAAAAAGCUUUAUCAGCAAGUACUUCGUGUUAAAGAUCGUCCUGAAUAUCCAGUGCUUCUUGUAGCAAAUAAGGUUGAUCUGCUUAGUCAGAGGAAGGUUAGCGAACAGCAAGGUCGGGAACUGGCUUGCGAACUGAACAACAUUCCAUAUAUCGAAACAUCUGCUAAGGAUCCGCCUGUUAAUGUUGACUCUGCUUUUCACGAAUUGGUUUCUAUAUUAUUAGUUAUUUUUCUGAUAAAAUAUUUUAGGUUCGAAUUGUCAAGAGCUUUCCUGCUGAAGAGAAUGCUCAGAAUGUGGGAUUUCUAUUAA
Messenger RNA from Meloidogyne enterolobii, 375 nucleotides. NCBI's taxonomy places the organism in Eukaryota, Metazoa, Nematoda, Chromadorea, Rhabditida, Meloidogynidae. The record is from the annotation of a GenBank genome assembly.